CUGCUUGGAGAAAUGUCCCUGUGUGCCAGCGGGAGUGAUACCAGAAGCCAUCCUGGAAAGCAGUUUCUGUGCUUUACCUUUUCUACACCAGAGAGCCCUAUCAUUCUAAUUCAGGCCGCUAUGUGCAGCCUACCAGGUUGUAAAGGGUUUUUACAGCCUGUCACAUCAACUCUGCGAGGAUGUAACAGCAGGCGAAAUGGACUAUGGCUCCAAACAUGCUUGUCUGCUCUGCUGUUUUAGUAGUGGUGGCAGCAGCAGCAUGAGAAUGGAAAUAAAUACUCAUAUCGCCUCAGGCAGCUGGGAAGGGGCAAUGCUGCCAUUGAAAAGCACUGCAAGUGUAAGAACUGUAAUGAAAAUGUGCAGCUGUUAAUUGUCCAAUCAAAUAUGGUGCAAAUUUCAUGUGAGGACUUGCAGGAUGAUGGACUCUGUCCCUAUGGCUACUUUGUCCUGCUACAUGCAUUUUAGCAUGUGGAUGGGAAGAGGCCCUGAACUCUGAUAUUUGGGCUAGAUUUGGUUACAUAGUGACAUAAAAUGUUUUUAAAUCAGGGUGAAAGUUGAGCAGGAGGCCACACAGCUCUUCAUGACAUGUAGGAACUACCCAUAAGCAGAAGACUGAAGAAAUGGUUAAAAGAAAACACACACCUCUAUCUCCAGGAAAGGACGCGUACAGAGGUACGAUGGCGAUCCAGGCAGUGUAACUAUUACGUUCAUUGAUGGCUUCAAACCUCCUCCGCAUCUUCAUCGUAACUGUCCAGCUAGAGGAUAUUUGAAGAUGCGUGCUAGAGCUGUCAUACACCUGUGAGCAUGAGAGCCGAUGGCAGUGGAGUCAUACACCAUACAUUGCCACCUUACAGGAGAAGUUGUAACUGUACAGCAGCCACAGCCAGAACGUGGGUGACGGGCCAGCCAGGACUGGGUUGAGGAUGAAGCAGCACUGGACUGGACUGUUAAGGAUGGAGAUUGGAAUUGGCCAGGAGAGGCUGUCCAGCUUGGGAGCUGCAGAAGGAAACACAGCAGGUGUAAGGCAGCGACGUCGGCAGGAGCAUGGCCCGUACCAAGCAGACCGCCCGCAAGUCCACCGGCGGCAAGGCGCCCCGCAAGCAGCUCGCCACCAAAGCCGCCCGCAAGAGCGCGCCCUCUACUGGCGGGGUGAAGAAGCCGCACCGCUACAGGCCGGGUACCGUGGCUCUCCGUGAAAUCAGGCGCUAUCAAAAGUCUACCGAACUUCUGAUCCGCAAACUUCCCUUCCAGCGUCUGGUGCGUGAAAUUGCUCAGGACUUCAAAACAGAUCUGCGCUUCCAGAGCGCUGCCAUCGGUGCUUUGCAGGAGGCAAGUGAAGCCUACUUGGUUGGCCUGUUUGAAGAUACCAACCUGUGUGCUAUCCAUGCCAAACGUGUCACAAUCAUGCCAAAAGAUAUCCAGCUAGCACGCCGCAUACGUGGAGAGCGUGCCUAAACUUCACUAAGAUGGGUUUGUCAUUCUCGAAGCAAAAUCUUCUUCCUGUUAUUGGUAGUAAUGAACGUUAGAUAUUUUUUCCAUGGGGUUAAAAGGUACCUAAGUAUAUGGUUGCAAAUGGAAAAAUAGGGGACAGAAUUGGGUAUUGGCAAGUUUUUUUCCAUUUUCAUUUGUGUGUGGAUUUUUAAUAUAAACGAGGGGACAUAAAACAUCAAUGUGGUCAAAAAAAUGUUUCAGUGAACAAGUUUCAACAAGUCAACUUUAUAAAAAUAUAAAUAAACCUGUCAAAUUUUUCUGGACAAUGCCAGCAUUUGGAUUUUUUUAAACAAGUAAAUUUCUUAUCAAUGGCAACUAAAUGGUGUUUGUAGCAUUUUUAUCAUACAGUAGAUUCCAUCCAUUCACUAUACUUUUCUAACUGAGUUGUCCUACAUGCAAGUACAUGUUUUUAAUGUUGUCUGUCUUCUGUGCUGUUCCUGUAAGUUUGCUAUUAAAAUACAUUAAAUGAU
Messenger RNA from Grus americana (Whooping crane), 1961 nucleotides. RefSeq names its product histone H3.3A. The record is from RefSeq and is a predicted model, not a curated record. Gene Ontology annotation, molecular function: protein heterodimerization activity; DNA binding; structural constituent of chromatin. The coding region runs from base 1045 to 1455 and encodes 136 amino acids. NCBI's taxonomy places the organism in Eukaryota, Metazoa, Chordata, Aves, Gruiformes, Gruidae. Gene Ontology annotation, cellular component: nucleosome. The transcript is spliced from 6 exons.